Molecule: messenger RNA, 4520 nt
Organism: Melanotaenia boesemani (Boeseman's rainbowfish)
Lineage: Eukaryota; Metazoa; Chordata; Actinopteri; Atheriniformes; Melanotaeniidae
Gene: lrrfip1a
Product: leucine rich repeat (in FLII) interacting protein 1a
Exons: 16
Coding region: 455-3976 (1173 amino acids)
Biological process (GO): regulation of transcription by RNA polymerase II
Molecular function (GO): RNA polymerase II cis-regulatory region sequence-specific DNA binding; DNA-binding transcription factor activity, RNA polymerase II-specific
Source: RefSeq, a predicted model, not a curated record
CGCCUGACAGGUUAGAGUCUACAUGAAGUGUUUGGAGUAACUCUGCAGCUGGAGUAUGUUUCUUUCCUUUUUAAUUUAUUAUUUUUGUUACAACGUGAGAAACAUUAACGUUUAACGGUACAGUAUAAAGUUACGGUGACCUCUUUCUUCGAGAAAAACGCGCGCGAGCCAGAUGCUGACAGUCCCCGUCACAGACUGAGCUGAAGCGCAGUUUCACAAACACAGGAAGAAGUGUCGGAGCGGAUGUAUGACAAUGACCCACGCUGUGAUCCCCACCAGACGCGGCUCGUGCUGCCGCUUCGUCUUUUAAACCGGGACAUUUAACGGUACAUGAGACCCACACCAGCAGUUUUGUUUUUUCAUUUGUUUUUCUUUGGAUUAUUGAACCCGCAGCUGGACCGCAAGUGCGAGUCUCUUCACGUGGAGAGGAGCGUUUGAAGUAAAGAAACAUAACAUGGGGACUCAGGGAACAGGACGGAAAAGAUCUACCAAGAAGGAGAGGUCGACGGCAGAGGACGAUGCCCUUAAUCUCAUUGCUAGAGAGGCCGAAGCCAGGCUCGCAGCAAAGAGGGCGGCCAGGGCAGAGGCCAGAGAGAUCCGCAUGAAGGAGCUGGAGCGGCAACAGAAAGAGAUCUUUCAGGUGCAGAAGAAAUACUACGGCUUGAACACCAAAUUAGAGGACCGAGCGGACAGCAAAUGGGGGGAUAUUGAACAAUGGAUGGAGGACAGUGAGAAGUAUUCACGACCUUCACGGAUUCACACGCUGUCAGACGACGAUGAGCGGAUGUCGGUGGGAAGCCACAGCAGCGUCAGGGACAACUGCAGUUCUGUUGCCAGUUUUUUGAGGAGCACAGCCGGCGCCAGCGGGCUCCCCAGGGACCUGGAAGAUAUCACUAUUCCUGACUUUUCUGAUGUGGAGGACAAAGAAUAUGCUGAGAAGGGAUCUCGAGCAGCUUCUGCCUUGACAGCAGCAACCCUCACCUCUUUAGGUGGAACGUCCUCCCGGAGAGGAAGCGGAGAGACGGCUUUAACUGUGGAUGCUGAGAGCUCCAUACGAGAAAUCAAGGAGAUUCAUGAACUGAAGGAUCAAAUUCAAGAUGUGGAAACCAAGUACAUGCAGAACCUAAAAGAAGUCAAGGAUGCUUUAGCAGAAGCAGAGGAGAAGUAUCGGAAGACCAUGGUGUCCAAUGCCCAGCUGGACAAUGAGAAAAACAACCUGAUGUACCAGGUGGACACACUCAAAGACUCGCUCAUGGAGCUGGAGGAGCUGCUGUCUGAGUCACGUCGGGAAUAUGAGGAAAAAGUCAAGGAAUUUGAGCGAGAGAAACACGCCCACGGUGUUCUUCAGUUCCAGUUCAACGAAAUGAAAGAGACUCUAAAACAAAGCGAGGAGCUGCUGAAUGAGAUCCGUCAGCUGCGUCUGAAACAAGACGUUUUUGUAAGAGAAAUAUCUGACCUACAGGAGACGGUGGAGUGGAAGGAUAAAAAAAUCGGGGCCUUAGAGCGACAGAAAGAAUAUACAGAUGCAAUUCGAAUUGAGCGAGACGAACUCAGGGAAGAGGUGGUGAAGCUCAAAGAUAUACUAAAGAAACAUGGAAUAAUAUUGGGACCCGAUCUGAACAUUAAUGGCGAUGUUGGAGAAGCAGAAGUUGACGGGUCAACUGGUGCAGAGCCCACGUCCCAGUCGGCUCAGGAUUCCCAGACCUCCCCGACCGAAGGGAACAGCAUGCUCGGAAACUCAGAGUUGGGAGGUUGCAGAGAGGCAGAGCUGGAUCCUGAGCAGCAGCGAGAAAUGCUUGAGGAGAAGAAACACUGGAGCGCUGAUCCGCUCUGUGAUGUCUCUGCAUGUAGAGAAAAACAAGAGACGUGUCUGCUGAAUGAAGAGGAUGAAACUGAUGCUGCGAUGGUGGUCGGCUCCGAUGUUGGUGAAGAAAACAAUCCAGAAACAGGAAAAUCUAAGGAGGGAAAGUCUGAGAGCUACGCAGAUUUAACGGAGGCAGAAACCCAAAGUGAUCAUAUUGGAGAGACGUGUGUCAACCUUCCAGAAGAGCAAGAAAACAAAGCAGAUGCUGAGGAGAGCAGUUUGAUGAGCACAGACUCCGGUCUGCAGAUAAACGAUGCAGAAGUCACCGUGGAAGAAAGUUUAGCCGGAGAGGCGAACGCAGAGCCUCAGCCAGAGAAGACGGAGGCGGUGGAGAACAAUGAGGCCGAUGAAACUCAGAGUAAAUCUCAGUCUCAGGUUUCUACCACUUCAGGGAAAAAGAAGAAGAAGAAGAAGAAAAAUAAAAAGAAAGGAGGAAUUCAUGAUGACAAGAACCAACCAAAAUCUGGAACGGUGAAGGAAAACGAGAAAACGGAAAAAGAAGCGGCUGCGAGGAAUAACGGCUUCACAGCUGAACCUGCCACUGAAACGUUCUCCACAUCAGAGGUCGAGACCGAGCAGGACAAGCAUGAAGGAGCAGAGAAAGAAGUUCUCCCAGAACCGAGCGUAGAUCAUAUUUUAGAAGAAAGAAAAACUACUGAUGAAACUUUAGAAACAGAGAAAGUGGACUCACCAGAUUCAGAAAGAUCCUCUCACGUCGAAACAGCAGCAGAUUUCACUUUGGACAAAGAACUAACAUCUGAGACAGAGAAAGUAGAACAAGUGGACUCUGUGAGCAGCUCUGAUCCAGAAACCAGCCUCCUCGCACUCGACAUGGAUAAGACUGAGAGCGGGGAAGUCAUCCACACCGAGUCUAAAACUGCUGGGGUUGAAGUCCAGUCUCUCAGUGAGAUGAGGUCUGAAAGCAUCCUGGAAACCGGCAGGAAAGCAAACACUGAAGCUGCUGGUGACACCAGAGCUGCUGAAUCUGAGUCUACAGACAGUUCUGAGAAUAAAGACAACAUACCGGCCUCACUGCCGUCUCCUGGCAAGAUCGCCGAUGAGGAGAAGAGCUCAUCCGACUCCAGGCAGGCUGUGGCCAGCGACCUGGGCCCUGAGGGGGCUGCUGAGCCCGCCACAGAUGAUGGUGAGCCAAAGGCAGAGACUGUACCAGAAGGAUCUCCUUCCUGUCAUGAUGGUGAGAAUUCAGAGUUAAAUGAAGACGGGGCCAGAGAGGAGGUGCUUAAUGGAGACAGUGAGGAUCUAUCUGAGGCAGACGGCUCUCUAAACUGGGAAAACGGUUGUGCUUCAGUAACAACAAACACUGAGGCUGAAGCUGUAAAAACUUCCCAAGGCCCGGAUCAGACUGAAGAAUCAAAUAUAGAAGCAGAGAUGAACAACACGGAUGAGGAUGGUGUGUUAAAGCCAGCAGAUUCCUCUGUGGAGCAGGAAGCAGCUUCUCCAGAUGAUCCAGAAACCGAACCAUCUGAUGAGGCUUCAGCUCAGCAGCUGCAGGAAACCCGCCAUGAAAAGACUGAGGGUCAUGAUUCCCCUCAACAUGCCAAGCUGGACAACGAUGAAGAGGACGGAGAAGACGAAGAAGGGCAGUCUUUUGAUUUUGAUGAGCUGGAUGUGGAAGCAGCUGUGGUGUCCAGUCUGUCCAGUAAUCCAGAACUGGAUGAAGUUGAAGAGGGGGUCGAAGUAACAUCGGAUGAAAUCAACAAGGCAAAUCACAACUUCAACAACUGCAACCAGGCAGACGACACCGUUAAAGAAUCCGACCGUUCGCCUCAUGAAGAAGCGACUUCUGAAGAGGUGGAAAAUGUGUGUGAGGAUAAAGAAAACCAAUCAAAGAAAGAAAGUAGCCAAUCAGACGAGCCCAUGCACAUGAAAGAGGAGGGGAAGGUUUUGGAUGCUGGAGAGUCAGGCGUCCCUCCAGAGAAAGCGCCCUCGCUGGUGGAGGAAGGAGAAGAUGCUGUGAAACUGCAGGGUAAAGAUUUGGAUUUCCCAAAGAUCGCAGGCCAAGUGGUGAGCGACAAAGAUUCAGGGAGAGAUGCAAAGAAGGGCAGCAAGAAAGGCAAAAGCAAGGGCAAAGAGGAUUGUAAGAUGUCCUAAUCUACAGACUGUAGCUGGAAUAAAUGCCCGUUAUCUGACCUGCCUUUCUCUAUUCUUUAUUAGCCGCCUGUUUAGUGGUUAAAAACGUGCACAGCCUGAAUGUACUUGGAUUUUUCCCAAAGUUUGUAUAUUCAUCUCCUUUCACUGAAGUCACUGUUGAAAGCAAAAGCUGAAAGUAAACUUGUUGGGCAAUGAGAAUAUAAACUGUUCAUUUACUGUAAGUCUUACUGUUGGACCAAAACCGCAUUUGUUUUGUUAUUUAAAAGUCUUUUAGUUAAUAAUGCACAUUUAUCACGCUGCUUGUAAUGUGUUUAUCACUCUGAUAAUCAUUCUAAUUCUUCGCUACCUAAAGAAAAAAAAUGAACGUGAGGUGUUCAGCCAGCUGGUAUCGGCACGUUCAAGCUGUGAUGUUAAAAAUGUUCAGUUUGUCAUUAAAAUCAUUCUCACAUUCAGAUACUCUGCAGUUCAGGAUGGGUUUGACCAAGUCUGUACUUUGUUUUACAUUCUGAAAAGACUAAAAUGCUAAUAAAAAAUCCUGCAGUUA